CAGCAGGAUUUAGAUUCUACUCAUGGUUCCUCGGAUCAAUGGUUGCUGAAGCUAGGGAGCCGCUAGUAAACUCGUCGACAACCUCUGCUGUUUUGCCCCCCGUCCUCCAUCCGUCGCACUGCUGUCUUAAUUCCGUCGCUUAGUCGUCUUUUGAAAGCCCGUCACGCGUGCGACCAUGUCGGACACGAGCUUCUUAGCCUUGAUAUCGUAAGAUAUCGUAAGUUCCAUCCAAUUACGAUAUCGAGGACACGCUCCUGCGAAUCUAUUUAAAAGUUCCAUCCAAUUACGCAAGCUCAUUGCCUGCUUCGGGAUUGCGAAUCUCAUACUCGCUACAGUCCGAAAGUCCAGAGUUCGAUAUAAGCUGGUAAUUCCUAAUCGCUGUAGGGUAGAAAGCUUGGCCAAACCGGAGAACACGUCGUCCUUGCAUUCGAGAUAGUUCAUUCUCAGUUUCAAAAACGACGUAGAUGAUUAUUACUGUACACUAGUAGUGUUCCAGAGAGUACCGAUUCGUUAUUAUCACUCCGCCUUCACUAGGUGCCGAACAAUAAUCACCGCCAGCCAUGAGAGGCCUUCGCCGGCAAGUGGCUCACGGGCCGACGACGCGAGCCAUAAUUAUCCUCGUUAUUGGGCUCUUCAUCAUCAGCUUCUGCUCUCGCCCGCGCGAACACUACCGGCGUCUGAAUGCCAUAGGAAGGCGUGGUUCCUUUGACGACGUUCGUCUGCUGCGAGGCUCCUAUAGGGGCAGCGGCAGCAGCAGCAAGGGGAGCACAAGCACAGUGCGCAGGCAUGGGGCCGCAGUGGCAGGAGGGGGGGGAGCAGGGGAAGCGAGAGGUGGGGAUGGCGGAGGAGGAGGAGGAGGAGGAGGAGGAGGAGGAGGAGGAGGAGGAGGAGGAGGAGGAGGAGGAGGAGGAGGAGGAGGAGGAGGAGGAGGAGGAGGAGGAGGAGGAGGAGGAGGAGGGGCCAAAGGAGGGCGGGAGAACGCGAUUCAUGUGAUGCUGACUAGUAACGGGUCUCCUUAUAUGAACUGGCAGUCGCGAAUCAUGUACUACACGUACCUGCAAGUGGCCAGACUACCCGGCAGCGACAUGAAGCACUUCACUCGAGUGCUGCACCGGUCAACGGACGAUGCGCUCAUGGACGUCAUGCACACGGUUCGUGUGAAGCCGCUAGACCCCACGUGCGACAACUGGUGCGAAUACCCCGUAGCCAGCCGCCCCUACGCCAUCCAGCAGUGGCUGGAGUCAGGGGAUGUGAAGGGCGACUGGAUAUUCAUGAUCGAGACUGACUAUAUCUUUGUCAAGCCAGUGUCCAUCCCCCCUGCAGGCAGGGCCCUCGGGUUCCCCUUUGACUACAUCGCCCCCCAAGACCCCGCCCUCCUGCCCUUCAUGCGCAGGUACUACCCAGAGCCGUAUCGAAUCGAGGACGUUCCAAGAACGGGCAAUGCACCAACGAUCAUGCGAUAUGAUGAGAUGAUGCGGGUGGUGCCCAUAUGGGUCAACGUGACAGCUGGCAUCGAAGGCAACGCGGAGAGCAAGGAGAGGUUCGGGUGGGUGCGGGAGAUGUAUGCCUUCUCCAUCUCUGCUGCACUGGCAGGAGUGAAGAUCGACCUUCCACCCAUGCCACAUGCCAUCAUGAGCCAGCCCCCAGCGGACAAGGUGGUGGGCGAUGCUGCUCUGCUGCACUACACAUGGGGCAGUCAAAUUAAAGACUGGAGCGGCAAUGUGAUCUGGGAGUUUGACAAGCGCAAGUUCACAGACAGAGGCUUACCGGACCCUGUGCCUGAGCCCCCAGCAGGGAAGGCGUCAGAGUCCCAGCAGGUGCUAAUAAAGAAAGUGAAUGAAGCUAUCGCUAACCUGCCCAAGUACACUCUGAGGGAGCUGAGGGAGAUGGGGCGCGGUGAGGAGGAGAUAGGCGCCUAUGACAGGGAGUGGCGGGCCAAGGGACAUGAGCCGGAGGGGGCAGGAGGGGGAGGAAGGAGCGGAGGAGAAGGAGGAGAAGGAGAAGGAUUAGGAGGGGAAAUGAAGCAGCAGCAGCAGCAGCAGCAGGGGGGUCUAGGACAAGGCAGGGCAGUGGGGCAAGGAGGGGCAGUGGUGGCAGAUGUGGCCAAGCCUGUGGUGGUGCCUGGGCGGCUGGAGCAAGGGGCGAUCCAUGCGAUGGUUACCAGUAACGGCAAUCCCUAUAUGAACUGGCAGACGCUGCUCAUGUUCCACACGUACAAUAAGGUGGCAUCUGAGCCGGGCAGCAACCUGCGUUUCUUCACCCGAGUGCUGCACCGCACUAAGGAUGACGAGCUCAUGCACCUGGUGCCCACUGUGCGAGUGCGACCACUGGAGCCCAAGUGCGAUGACUGGUGCGAGUAUCCAGUAGCAGAUCGUCCCUACGCCAUCCAGCAGUGGCUGGAGUCUGGCGAUGUGAAGGGCGACUGGGUGUUCAUGAUUGAGACGGACUACCUCUUCAUCAAGCCAGUGCCGAUUCCCCCAUCGGGACGAGCCCUGGGGUUCCCGUUUGGGUACAUCAUCCCCACCUACCCCUCCAUCCACCACAUCAUGAUCCGCUACUACCCUGGCGACCUGAAAGAGAUACCCCAAACUGGCAAUGCACCCGUUCUCGCCCCUACUGCCGAUCUUGCUCGCGUGGUGCCCAUAUGGGUCGACAUCACGGCCCGAUUUGAAAAAGACGAAGAAGCGAAGAAGGAUCUCGGCUGGGUGCGGGAGAUGUAUGCCUUCUCCAUCGCUGCUGCUCUGGGCAAGAUGCCCAUUGACCUGCCGCUUGUGCCGCAUGCCAUCAUGGUGCAGCCUCCAGCUGACUCGGUUAUAGGAGAUGCAGCCAUAAUCCAUUACACCUGGGGCUACGAGUUCAAGGAUGAAGCCGACAAGGUUGUGUGGCGGUUCGACAAGCGGGAUUACACGCAACCGGGCCAGGUGCCACCAAUACUUGCCGACCCACCACCAGGGAAGGCUUCUGAACUACAAUUGAAGAUGGUUCGUGUCAUCAACGAUGCAAUCCGCACCGUCUUUUAUCCGGGCUCUAGCACCACUGACGAGUCUAUCAAACCCUUAGUCGGUUGAUGCGAUUGCAAUGCAAUGUUAUUUCGAUCCAUCAAUGUGCACACUGAUAUCUAUCGGCGAUUCAAUGCAUGCACGCGUUGUAAGCAACGGAAACUGCAAA
Messenger RNA from Closterium sp. NIES-67, 3168 nucleotides. The record is from the annotation of a GenBank genome assembly. Lineage: Eukaryota; Viridiplantae; Streptophyta; Zygnematophyceae; Desmidiales; Closteriaceae.